This is a messenger RNA of Cyclopterus lumpus (lumpfish), 789 nucleotides long. RefSeq names its product trypsin-like. Gene Ontology annotation, molecular function: serine-type endopeptidase activity. Bases 1 to 744 code for a protein of 247 amino acids. The transcript has 6 exons. The record is from RefSeq and is a predicted model, not a curated record. Lineage: Eukaryota; Metazoa; Chordata; Actinopteri; Perciformes; Cyclopteridae. Gene Ontology annotation, biological process: proteolysis.
AUGAGACUGCUGGCUCUGCUGCUGAUCAUCGGAGCUGCUGCGGCAGUUCCCCGUGAAGAUGGCAGGAUCAUUGGUGGGCAGGAGUGUGAGCCUCACUCUCGGCCAUUCAUGGCCUCCCUCAACUAUGGUUACCACUUCUGUGGUGGCGUGCUCAUCAACCAGCAGUGGGUGCUCUCCGUUGCUCACUGUUGUCCCUAUGCCAUGCAGAUCAUGCUGGGAGAACAUGAUGUGCGAGUGUUUGAGGGUACAGAGCAGCUCAUGAAGACCGAAAACAUCAUUUGGCACCCGAGUUAUGACUACCAGACUCUGGAUUUUGACAUCAUGUUGAUCAAACUCUUCCACCCAGUGGAGGUGACCGCAGCAGUUGCACCCAUCCCAUUGCCCACAGGGUGCCCGAUGGGGGGGCUCCCCUGCUCUGUGUCUGGCUGGGGCAACACUGCCAUCAAUGGCGAGGUGAACCUGCCCACCCGUCUGCAGUGUCUGGAUGUGCCCAUCGUGGAUGACCAGGACUGUGUGAAGGCCUAUCCUGACAUGAUCUCUCCCAGGAUGUUGUGUGCCGGAUACAUGAAUGGAGGCAGAGAUGUAUGCAAUGGGGACUCCGGCAGCCCUUUGGUGUGUGAGGGAGAGCUCCACGGCCUGGUGUCAUGGGGUCAGGGAUGUGCCCUGCCUAACUACCCCGGAGUCUACGUCAAAGUGUGUCAGUUCAUGUCCUGGAUUCAAACCACCCUGGAUGCCAACCCCUGAAGAAAUGACCCAUUUUCACUUUAAUUUCCUUUACUUUUUCCACUG